GCGUCAGUCUUGGCCAGAACGCUGUGCGAGACACACGCGCUCAAAUUUUUCAACGUUAAAAAACGCGCGUUCCAACGCAAGUUGUCGUCAUUGCUAGGCCCAAACCUCAAAUAUGUAAGGCGUUUGUUUGCUCAAAAAAACAAACAAAGCGGAAGUAACAAAGGAAAAUUGCAAAACGUGCGCGAAAAAAAUUUAAUAAAAGAAACGCCGUGUGAAAGAAAAUGCAAAAAACAGCAAACUUGUUUGCAAAAUUAACACAUAUUUAAAUAUUGGCUAAAAGUUUAAAGUUUUCCCGCUUGUGUUUAUACAAAACGUUAAACAAUAAUACAACGCUACACAUUUAAUUGGAUUACGUAGUUAACUCGCUUUGGCUCAGCUCCCGCAUUCAACAAUGAAGUCAAGCACUCGAAUUUUAUGCACAGCACUGCAUUUAAUCACAAUUGCAGUGCUAACGACAAAUGGCGCACAAAUACCUUUGACGUCAAGCGACGCAGACUCUUUAGACGAUGCCAUUGCAGCGGCCGAAGCGCAGGCCAAGCAAACUACAACAGUGGAGCCCACCGUGCGCAUUAAAUGUCUGUCCGGCUCCAUGCUGAUAACCAUCAAAGAUGCGCCACCAAAUCAUGAAACGGGUCUGUUCAGCGGCAUGAUAUAUCCCAAGGGUCUGUCCAAGAACUCGACUUGUCUGAGCGAAUAUAGAGAGCACAUUGGUCCCUUGCGCUACAAGUUGCCGCUGCGUAGCUGCAACACAAUGCCCAAGGAAACGGAUGACGGUGGCAUUGAGUUCUUCAACACAAUUGUGCUGCAGCCGCAUCUGAAGCUUAUUACAGAUUUGGGACGCGGCUAUCAUGUGCGUUGUGCUUACAAGAGUCGCGAUGCGGCCAUGAAGCCCAAGAAGCAUCUGCGUAAGCAUGCGCAGAAGCCGCAGGCGUAUCGCAGCGAUGAGCACGACAGACGCGACUAUGGACGCUCGCUGGACAAGCAACGCAUGGGUGAUGAUGAGCUGGAUAUGGAGGAUGUGUACGAUGCGGAAGUAAGCACUAACGAUACACCUAUGCCUGGCUGCCAUAUGAAAAUCUACAACGAGGAGCACAAAAUAGCUGAUGAUGUCAAAAUAGGCGAUCCGCUGACCAUUGUCAUCAGCAUCGAUGCACAACAGCUGUAUGGACUGCAUGUUACCGAUUGCAUAGUGCGUGAUGGUUUGGGCUGGGGCGAGCAGCGUCUGGUGGGCGAGGAUGGCUGUCCCAUGGACAAUGAGAUCAUGGGUCAGUUCAACUAUACGUCGGAUCGUCUGGCGGCCAAUGUCACCUUCCCAGCACACAAGUUUCCCUACACCACAUCCGUGUACUAUCAGUGCAAUGUGCGCUUGUGUGCGCUAGAGGAUCCCAGCUGCCAACAGGCGCCUGUUUGCAGCGGCAAGCGUCCCAAGCGUCAGGCUAGCGAUGGCAAAGACGAUGAAGCCAUGCCCGCUACCAUUGAGGUCUUCUCUGGCCUGUAUGUCAAUGAGAAUGAGAAUACAAACGAUAGCGAUGAGGAUGCAGUCUACAAGGAAAAGACGCUUGAGGAUGCGCUGUGCGUUUCUCAGCGCACCUUUGCCAUAGCCAUUGCCAUUGCGGGCUUGAUACUCAUGCUGGCCGUAGUUGCUGCCGUGCUCUGCAUUAUGGCGCGUCGCAGCACCAAGACAGUCUCCAACUCGGGCAGCUCCAUCUACAGUGGACCCUAUACCAACACCGCCUUCUCGCACAGCAGCUAAGCUAAGCCGCCGCCAAAAUUAUUUCCACACCAUUCAAAUUUCAAAUUAAGCAAUGGAACACUCAAAGUGUUUAAAAAAAAAAUAAAACAAAUGCUGUAGUCCUGGCCUAGUUAGUCCUUAAGUUGCAACAAUGCAGCGCAGUUGAGCAACUGCCUUAGGCUAAUGUCUAGUUUGUAUAAGCAGUUUCCUUGCCCCCGCUUGGUGCAGAGAUUACCGUGCAAUUGACCGCGUGGCUAUUGCACGCUAAUGUCGCAGAGUUACCACCAAGUUGGCCACUCUGUUUCGCAUGUUGGUGUUGGACUUGCAACCAAUCUUAUUAGUUCUUUUUCUACUUGUAGCAUGCAGUCAUUAUAUACUACUUACCUAUAAACUUAUUUAUCAUACACACACACACACACUCGAACUAACAACGAAUGCAGCAGCCGAUGCUCAGGUGAUAUUUGUAUUUGUAUCUCUAAUAAUUUAUGACAAACACUUGAACAAUUUUUAUCCUGUACAAUUAUUUCUUGUCAUUGUUUUAUGUUUAAACACAAAACAAAACCUACUUACUCUCACUGCAUUAUUUAAUUAAUUAAUAUUGUAUUAAUUCUCAAAGUAUUUAAGCUAAGCGACUUUGCACAGCUUCACAUGAACAUUGCGUAAAAAUUCAAACAGAUGCUCUUUUGGAUCGGUGCAAAGUAUGAGAAAAACAAAAACCAUAUAAUAAUUUUAAUUUAAUUAAUCAAUGUAAUGGACAAUAAACAGACAA
Drosophila busckii is the source of this 2501-nucleotide messenger RNA. RefSeq lists its product as uncharacterized. The coding region runs from base 392 to 1753 and encodes 453 amino acids. The transcript has 9 exons. The record is from RefSeq and is a predicted model, not a curated record. Lineage: Eukaryota; Metazoa; Arthropoda; Insecta; Diptera; Drosophilidae.